Messenger RNA from Xenopus laevis (African clawed frog), 1893 nucleotides. RefSeq names its product SMYD family member 5 L homeolog (gene smyd5.L). Gene Ontology annotation, cellular component: cytoplasm. The record is from RefSeq and is marked provisional. Lineage: Eukaryota; Metazoa; Chordata; Amphibia; Anura; Pipidae. Gene Ontology annotation, biological process: negative regulation of gene expression, epigenetic; regulation of cell differentiation. Gene Ontology annotation, molecular function: histone H4K20 methyltransferase activity; histone H4K20 trimethyltransferase activity; protein-lysine N-methyltransferase activity.
GGCGGGGUCACGGUCCCUCCCAUCAUGGCCGCCUCCAUGUGCGACGUGUUCGCCUUUUGUGCUGAACAGGAGCCGGCGCGUCGGACAGUGGAGAUUCGCUUUGUCAGCAGCGGGAAGGGGAAAGGUCUGUUCGCUAUUCGGACCAUACGGAAAGGGGAGACGAUAUUCCAGGAAAAGCCGCUGGUAUCGUCCCAGUUCCAGUGGAAUGCGCUGUACCGGUAUCGGGCUUGUGAUCACUGCCUGCGCUCCCUCGAGACCGCCGAGGAGAAUGCCCAGAGACUGUCUGGAAAUGCCCACGUGCUCCUCCCAUACCCAGAGCUCUGCACGGUCCGAAAUGGACUGCACCAGCAAUGCCCGCGAUGCCAGGUGACGUACUGCAGUGCCGAGUGUCUCAAAGCCGCUGCGGAGCAGUACCACCAAAUCCUCUGCCUUGGGACCUCCAGGGAUAACCCGGCACAUCCCCUCAAUAAACUGGAGGAGGCCUGGAGAAAUAUGCAUUACCCUCCUGAGACUGCCAGUAUCAUGCUCAUGGCACGGAUGGUGGGCACUAUUAAACAGGCCCAGGAUAAGGACUGGUGGCUGCACCUUUUCUCCCAGUUCUGUAACAAGACGGCCAAUGAGGAGGAGGAGAUUGUCCAUAAGCUGCUGGGAGAGAAGUUUAAGGGGCAACUUGAUCAGCUGCGGCGACUUUUCGUGGACGCCCUGUAUGAGGAGCGUAUGAGUCGGUGGUUCACUCCAGAAGGUUUCCGCUCUCUCUUUGCGCUGGUUGGAACUAAUGGGCAGGGGAUUGGCACAAGCUCUCUGAGCCAAUGGGUUCAUGCCUGUGACGCUCUAGAGCUCCCACCUCGGGACAGGGAAAAGCUGGACGCUCUCAUAGACCAACUGUACAAGGACAUAGAGAAAGUGACGGGGGAGUUUCUAAACUGCGAGGGAUCUGGGCUGUACCUGCUGCAGAGCUGCUGUAACCAUAGCUGUGUGCCAAACGCAGAGGCAUCUUUUCCAGACAACAACUUUAUCCUCCAUCUCACUGCCUUGGAAGACAUCCAGCCUGGAGAGGAAAUCUGCAUUAGUUAUUUAGACUGUUGCCAGAGGGACCGCAGCCGACACAGCCGCCAAAAGAUUCUCAGGGAGAACUACCUAUUCAUGUGUUCCUGCCCCAAGUGCCUAGCACAAGCUGAUGAGCCCGACAUCACAUCCGAGGAAGAAGAAGAGGAGGAGGAGGAUGACGCUGAGCUGGAAGGGGAACCAGAGGAUGCAGAGCUGGAGGAUGAGAUGACGGACGUGUGAAAUGAGAACUUUGUCUCCGUCCCUUUCCGCCGCGUCCAUUCACAUCUACAUACAAUAGACCAAACCAAACUGUUCCACCCUCUGCAACUGCCAUUUCUUGUCACUUGAGCCGUUCCCAGUCCGAGUAUUCUGAUUGGUCAGAGCCAGGUGCCGGCGGAAAACACUCAUUAUCUGUCAUUUGUUGUGUUGCACUUGGAAUGUUCCAUUUGCCCCAGCUUGUGGGGGGACCUCAUCUACUUCUCUACGACUCCAGCCCUAUACUGUAUGCCAAGUGACCCCUCUAUGCUGGUCUGCAUGUCACUGCCCAACCGUAACCCUUGUCUGCAGCCUGGGGGGGGGUGCAGCAAUAGACCGCUCUUAGGAUUUCUGUUUGUCCAGAAUGAUUUUGCUUGAUUUGUAGAUCCCACCAGCUGUUGUGCAACUAGAUUCCUUAUUUAUGUCAUGCCCUCCUCCCUCCAGCCCAAUACGGCCAAGCUCAGUACCACACAGGCACUUUCAUCUCUGCACUGCCUGCUCCUCUCAGGAACAAUAAUUAGCCCAUGUCAGGCCAAACACCAACACCCCGUAAAACAAAAAAUGGAAAUUAAACAACAUUUUGGAGAAACA